Microbotryum saponariae is the source of this 1982-nucleotide messenger RNA. NCBI's taxonomy places the organism in Eukaryota, Fungi, Basidiomycota, Microbotryomycetes, Microbotryales, Microbotryaceae. The record is from the annotation of a GenBank genome assembly.
AUGGUGUCUUCGAUCUCGUCCACGGAGUCCAAGCACGCCGAACCGGUGGCCAAAAACACGACUGCUCACCAAGAGUUCUCCAAGCAAGCCGAUGGCGGUCUUGCCCUCUCAGAGGACCGGGUAGUCGUUACUGAAGCCGAUGUGAGUCUUUGGUUUUCUCGCCUGCCGCUAGCGCAAGCGGCGCGUGACUUCGGCGACGCCUCGGCUCGGUGAGCUCACCUCGACGGUUGAUCAUCCCUUUUGCGUCACAGAGUCGACGAAUCUGCCGCCGGACUGACAUCCAUGUCCUCAUUCUCCUCGCAUGGGGUAAGCCUUUAUGUUGCAUCAAUUGAAACUCAUUUCUGUCCGAUUUGACUAACACCUUUCCUGCAGUCUACUUCCUUCAAAUUUCGGACAAGUCCAUCAUUGGUCUCUCGGCCGUCUUUGGCCUGAAGAAGGAUGCCCACCUCGUAGGAAAUCAAUACUCGAAUAUCGGUAACAUUGGGUACUACGCUCAACUCGCCAUGCAGCCGCUCGCAGCGUACCUGCUUGUCAAGGUCCAAGUGCGCCAAUUCGUACCCUUGAUUGUCCUCCUCUGGGGUGUCUCGCUCGUCGGGAUGGCCGUGUCGACCAACUACCGUGCCUUGCUCGCCACUCGAUUCCUCCUGGGUGCUUUCGAGGCGGCUAUUCUCCCCGCCUUUGCGAUGAUCACCUCGGCAUGGUAUCGCCGCUCCGAACAGCCCCUGCGCGUUGCCACUUGGGUGAGUUGCCCUACCCGAUGACUUGAAGUGGCCUUGAGCAAAACGCAAAUUGACUUUGAUACAUUUGAUCAUCUCAAAGUAUCUACAAAAUGGCACGGCGGUUCGUUCAUCAUAAAAGCACGUGGUAUCGUAAAGACUGCUGUCUGACGCUGCUACUUCUCUUCACCUUUGCAGACGAUGGUCGGCUCCGCCCUCGUUUACGGCAUCGGCCACAUCAAGUCGAGCUCGCUCUUUACCUACCAGAUCGUGUUCCUCAUCUAUGCCCUCGUGACCGUGAUCACCGCUCCGAUCUUGUACUGGCGGAUGGACAAUAGCCCCAUGGAGGCUCGUUUCUUGUCGCCUGAGGAUCGACAAAGGGCCGUGGAGCGCCUGCGCGCCAACCAGACCGGUAUUGCCUCUUCCGAGUUCAAAUUAUCCCAGGUCAUUGAGCUCUUCACCCAACCGUCGGCGUGGAUCUUCCUCGCCUGCUCCUUCUGUGUUAACGUCGGUGCCUCGGUCUCGAACGUUUUCGGUCCCCUGAUCCUCCAACAACUCGUCGGCUUCACCGCGUACGAGUCGAUGCUGCUCAACAUCCCCUUCGGAGCGAUCCAGUUGCUCGCGAUUCUCUUGUCGUCGUGGCUCGCGUACCGCUUCAAGCUUAAGUCCGUCAUCCUCGCCGCGUUCAUGGUGCCCGUCGUGAUCGGUGUCGCGAUUUUGUACGCCGUCCCUCACACCAAGGCGCACCGCUCGGCGCUCUUGGUCGGCUACUACCUCAUCGGCUUUGUCUUUGCCGCGAACCCUCUUCUCGUCACUUGGAUCAGCGCCAACACGGGUGGUCAAACCAAAAAGUCGGCCGUCUUCACCGCUUACAACGCCGCUUCGUCGAUCGGUAACAUUGCCGGACCUUUCAUCUUCAAGUCCAAAGACGGGCCCGACUACUAGUCAGUUUCAGCAAGGUCUUUCUCCCCCGCUUUGCUUUGAGCCGUACUGACCCCUCUACCUUCCCGCUUCUCUCCUCUCAGCCCCGGUCUCAAAGGCACCCUCGCAAUCUUUUGCGUGCUCAUCGGUCUCAUCGGAUUGCAAGCCGCGAAUCUCGCCUGGUUGAACCGCCAAAAAGCGGCGCAACGCGUCGCGAACGGUCAAACCGCGCAAAUCAACGAUACGUCCAUGGCGACCAAGUUUGAACAAGUCGAUCAUGGUCUGGAGAACGCUUUCCUCGAUAUGACCGAUAAGCAGAACCCGGACUUCGUCUACGUUUUGUAA